Drosophila serrata is the source of this 8062-nucleotide messenger RNA. RefSeq names its product retinal degeneration B (gene rdgB). Gene Ontology annotation, molecular function: phosphatidylinositol transfer activity; phosphatidylcholine intramembrane carrier activity; phosphatidylcholine binding. The record is from RefSeq and is a predicted model, not a curated record. Gene Ontology annotation, biological process: phospholipid transport. Gene Ontology annotation, cellular component: cytoplasm. NCBI's taxonomy places the organism in Eukaryota, Metazoa, Arthropoda, Insecta, Diptera, Drosophilidae.
UAGGCUUUAGCAUUUUUUUUAGUGUUGUUAGUUGUGUCAUCAAGUUGCUCAUUCAGUUAAAUGUCACACUAGCACAAGAGAGAAGCCAUAUUAUCAUCUAAUACUAGCACUACCUUCCACCAAAACCAACUAGACCUGACGUCGUCCCCGUCCUCCUUUCCAGGUGGCACCAUUAAGCCCGGAAAAAAGUCAUAGACGUGCAGCCCCACCACCUCUCCUCUCAUUAAGCGUCGGACGUCGCCAGGCAGCGUCGCCACUACAUCUUCCAGCCAUGACCAGUGGAAAUCGAUGAUUGUCAUACCCUAAGAGUGCGAAAGAAACAGAUUGUCCAGGUGGAUCCAUAAGAAGAACAUCCGAGGACAGCAAUAAUCGAAGGGCUUUCCACCGAUUGGAAAACACACAAACAACAAGGACAUCAUCAUGUUGAUCAAGGAGUAUCGCAUUCCGUUGCCCCUCACCGUUGAGGAAUAUCGCAUUGCCCAGCUUUACAUGAUUGCGAAAAAGAGUCGCGAGGAGAGUCAUGGCGAGGGCAGUGGCGUUGAGAUAAUCAUCAAUGAACCGUACAAGGAUGGGCCUGGUGGAAAUGGCCAGUACACCAAAAAGAUCUAUCAUGUGGGCAAUCAUCUGCCAGGCUGGAUCAAGAGUCUUUUGCCCAAGAGCGCUUUAACUGUGGAGGAGGAGGCCUGGAAUGCUUAUCCUUAUACCAGGACCCGCUACACCUGCCCCUUUGUGGAGAAGUUUUCGCUGGACAUUGAGACGUACUAUUAUCCAGAUAAUGGAUAUCAGGAUAACGUCUUUCAGCUGUCUGGAAGUGAUUUACGCAACCGGAUUGUGGAUGUGAUUGACAUUGUUAAGGAUCAACUGUGGGGCGGCGACUAUGUUAAGGAGGAGGAUCCAAAGCAUUUUGUCUCUGACAAGACGGGCAGGGGUCCACUGCCCGAGGAUUGGUUGGAGGAAUACUGGCGUGAGGUGAAGGGGAAAAUGCAGCCAACGCCCAGGAACAUGUCCCUGAUGACAGCCUACAAGAUCUGUCGCGUGGAAUUCCGUUACUGGGGCAUGCAGACGAAGCUGGAGAAGUUCAUUCACGAUGUGGCAUUGCGUAAAAUGAUGCUGAGAGCCCAUCGGCAGGCAUGGGCCUGGCAGGACGAGUGGCAUGGCCUAACCAUCGAGGAUAUACGCGAACUGGAACGGCAGACGCAACUGGCAUUGGCCAAGAAGAUGGGCGGUGGAGAGGAAUGCAGUGAUGAUAGCACUUCGGAGCCGUACAUGAGCACUGCGGCCAGCACCGCCGUUGCCUCCACAUCGGGCGGUGAUCAGCGUAAGAAGUCCGCUCCAGCCAUACCGCCGAUUGUCACCCAACAGCCACCUAGUGCCGAGGCCAGUUCGGAUGAGGAGGAAGGCGAGGGCGAGGAAGAGGAUGAUGAUGAGGAUGAGAAUGAUGCUAUCGGCAGGGGCGUUGACCUGACUACCGCUCAGGGCAGCUCCUCUGCUCAGCGAUCCCGAUCCCAGAGCAUUCAGAUGGCCAACAAUAAGGCAAAAUUUGGAUCAAAGGGUGCCCUCCACUCGCCAGUGGGCUCGGCCCACAGCUUCGAUCUUCAGUCAAAAAAGCCGCAUGCAAAGACAGCGCCACGCAGACAUGUUGCCAAUUGGCGUAUGGAGCGUUUGGAAGUGGACUCUAAAUCCAAUUCGGAUGAGGAAUUCUUUGAUUGUCUAGACACCAAUGAAACAAACUCUUUGGCCAAAUGGAGCUCUCUGGAGUUGCUGGGCGAGGGCGAUGACAGUCCGCCGCCACAUGGCGGACCCAUUAGCGGUGGCUCGGUGAGUGGUCGCGGGAAUUCACGGCAAGAGGACAGCAUCUUUAACCAGGACUUUCUCAUGCGUGUGGCCUCGGAACGUGGUAACAAACGACAGUUGCGCUCCUCCGCCAGUGUGGAUCGCAGUCAUGACUCAUCACCCCCGGGAUCACCGAGCACACCGUCAUGCCCGACCACUAUCCUAAUUUUGGUAGUCCAUGCAGGCAGUGUCCUGGAUGCAGCCAGUGAGCUUACGGCCAAGAAAUCCGAUGUGACCACUUUCCGGGGCUCCUUUGAGGCGGUGAUGCGACAACACUAUCCCAGCCUGCUGACCCAUGUCACCAUCAAAAUGGUGCCGUGUCCCUCGAUCUGCACGGAUGCCCUGGGCAUUCUCUCCAGCCUGAGUCCGUACUCCUUUGACGCCUCACCCUCGGCAGCGGAUAUACCGAAUAUAGCCGAUGUACCCAUUGGGGCGAUACCAUUGCUAUCGGUGGCCUCGCCGGAAUUCCAGGAGACGGUGAACAAGACAGUGGCUGCCGCCAAUAUAGUCUAUCACGAGUUCUUGAAAUCGGAGGAGGGUCACGGCUUCUCCGGACAGAUUGUGAUGCUGGGCGAUUCGAUGGGUUCGCUGCUGGCCUACGAGUCCCUGUGCCGUUCGAAUGGCAGUGCUCCGGGCACCGCUUCGGGAGCUUCCAAUUCUGGCGGAGAUGGAACUGGUAAUCCUGCCCACAUCAAUCCCCACAAUCCGUUGGGCGCACGCCACUCCCGUCUGGAUGACGAGGAACGUUUCAUUGUAGAGGCCGAUUUGGAUGCCAAGAGGUUGCUUGUGGCACCAUCGCCACGUCGUCGUCGUUCCAGUUCCUCAAGUGAUUCACGUGGAACCAAAUUGGACUUUGAGGUCAGUGAUUUCUUCAUGUUUGGCUCACCGCUAUCGGUGGUCCUGGCCGCUCGGAAGCUGCAUGAUGCCAAGGCCGCAUUGGCAAGGCCCAACUGCCAUCAGGUGUACAAUCUGUUCCAUCCAACUGAUCCAAUUGCCUCCCGGCUGGAGCCAUUGCUAAGCGCACGGUUCUCCAUACUGUCACCGGUGAAUGUGCCGCGCUAUGCCAAAUAUCCGCUGGGAAAUGGUCAGCCAUUGCAUUUAUUGGAGGUGAUUCAGUCGCAUCCGCAGCACUUUAAUGAUGGCAAUAACCUCUUGGCCGCCGGUCGCCGGCUCUCGGAUGCCUCAAUGCAGAGCACGAUAUCGGGUCUGAUUGAGAACGUCUCCCUGAGCACGAUCCAUGCCCUUCAAAACAAAUGGUGGGGCACCAAGCGGCUGGAUUAUGCCCUGUACUGUCCGGAGGGUUUGAGCAACUUCCCGGCCCAUGCGCUGCCGCAUCUGUUCCAUGCCAGCUAUUGGGAGAGUCCCGAUGUGAUUGCUUUUAUUCUGCGGCAAAUUGGCAAAUUCGAGGGCAUACCCUUUGUGGGAUCCAACGAUGACAAGGACAAUGCCUCGUUCCAUCCUGGACAGCCAAGGGAGAAGUGGAUCAAGAAACGCACCUCGGUCAAGCUGAAAAAUGUGGCGGCCAAUCAUCGGGCCAACGAUGUGAUUGUCCAGGAGGGCAGGGAGCAACGUUUGAAUGCCAGAUUCAUGUACGGUCCCUUGGAUAUGAUCACUCUGCAUGGCGAGAAGGUUGAUGUGCAUAUUAUGAAGGAUCCACCGGCCGGAGAGUGGACAUUCCUUAGUACCGAAGUGACGGAUAAGAAUGGACGCAUCUCGUAUAGCAUUCCGGAUCAGGUGUCCCUCGGCUAUGGCAUUUAUCCGGUGAAGAUGGUCGUACGCGGCGAUCACACUUCGGUUGAUUGCUAUAUGGCCGUGGUGCCGCCUCUGACGGAAUGCGUUGUCUUUAGCAUCGAUGGCUCCUUCACGGCCUCCAUGUCGGUGACGGGUCGUGAUCCCAAGGUGCGUGCCGGUGCCGUCGAUGUUUGCCGCCACUGGCAGGAACUGGGAUAUUUGCUUAUCUACAUCACCGGGCGACCGGAUAUGCAGCAGCAGCGCGUUGUCUCCUGGCUAAGCCAGCAUAACUUUCCCCAUGGCCUGAUCUCGUUCGCCGAUGGCCUGUCCACGGAUCCACUGGGCCAUAAGACGGCCUAUCUCAAUAAUCUGGUGCAGAACCAUGGAAUCUCAAUUACAGCCGCCUAUGGCAGCAGCAAGGACAUUAGUGUUUACACCAAUGUGGGCAUGCGAACCGAUCAGAUAUUUAUAGUGGGCAAGGUGAGCAAGAAACUGCAGGCUAAUGCCACCGUGCUGAGCGAUGGCUAUGCCGCUCAUCUCUCCGGAUUGCAGGCCGUGGGAGGUUCUCGACCGGCAAAGGGUAAUGCUCGCAUGGUCAUUCCACGUGGCUGCUUUAAUCUACCCGGACAGACGGCAAAUCCGCGACGCAGAAGCAACGAGACGGGACUAUCAUCACCCAUACGCAGUGGUUACCUGAAGCGCAAGACUUACCUGAGCCACCACUAGAGAGCAAGUAGAAUGCUCUAACCGAUCUAAAAAAAUAAAGCGAUAAAACUCCCCCAACAGCACUUCGAUAGAGAGAGUCUCCCCCGAUAUACAUCGUUAUAUCGGCUUAUAUAUCCUGCAUUCCCUUUGAAAUAGAGCAGCAACACAUCUGAAAAACUAGCAAAACGAGUGUAAGGACAACAACACCGAUGACUCCAUAUGCCACAUCUGUGUAUAUGCAUACAUCACAAAAAAUAAUAAUAUAUAUAUAUAUAUUGCGAAUUCAAUGAUGUAAUAUAUACACAGCAUAUAUUAUGUAUGUAUAUCGAAAAACAAAAUUGCAAAAGAGAUAAAAAACAAUUGUACAACAUUUAACCAAAGUCAAAUGUGUCACGCGGUGAGUAUUCACAACUAACCCCAUAUAAUAUAGAUAAUAUAUAGAAAUUGUACUCCUCAAGACUGAUAUAUUAACAUAUAUGAUUAGAUAUAGCAGGAUGAUAGCAAGGAUCUUAUAAAAACAAGAUGCAUAACGUCCAUACAUUGUAAUUGUGUAAAGCCAAUAAGGCGUUACUCAUCUUUUCCUGCUAAGAUCCUUGAAGAUAGCCUUGAAGAAAACUUGAAGAAAUUAAACUAGCCAAGAUAAAGAAUCUUACAGAUAGAGGAAGCUGAUCAAUUAACCAUCAUUCAAAAUAGAUUUUUCUAUAUACUAAUGCUUUCUUUUUCCUUUUUCCCCCUAGGUACCUGGAAAGAAAGACUGUUUCCUCCUGUUGCUUGAUGGUUUUUCAAACCACUUGAAGCAAAAAAAAAAACAAAAACAAAAAAGAAAACACUACAUGAAAAAUAUUAAAAAAAAACAAAAUGGAACAAAUGCAGAUACUAAAAAACAAUUGUAAAAGAUAUAUAUAUACAUACAAUGCAAGAAGAAUAUAUAUAUUCAAAAUAUAGAAGCGUUUAACAUAUGCAAGCGAACAAAGUUCAAAAGGUACAACAGCAACAACAAAUUGAAGGACAAACUAAUUAAUUAAUAAUGCAACCGAAGAUCUCCCAAGGAAUAUGAAGCAACCGAAACAAGACACCAAAAAUAAAUAAAAACUAAACUCAAAAUCGUAGGACAAGGAAAAGCGGCUGAAUCAAAAAGGCAAAAUUCAAUGCAUUUCCUGACAAAACCACGACAAACGUGUUAAAAAAUUAACGGCUUCCGUAAAUCAAACUAAAAACCUACAAAAAUGCAAAUAAUAUAUAUAUAUAUACUUAUGUGUGUGCGUGUAAAAUUGACAACAAGAAAAACCUAAAGUUUUUGAAAAGAAACCGUCAUGGAAAUGAUUACAAUCUCUAAACACUUUGGCCCCCCCAGAAACCUAAAAAUCUCCAUAAUUGUGAUAGAGUCUUUCGCUACCCAAGAAAAAGGUUACAAAGGUAAACCAAAAAAUUGAAAUCAUAUAUAUAUAUACCUUCUACUUACAUACAUAAAUUGUUAUUGAGAAAGAAAAUGAAAUUCGAGGAAAUUACUUUCACAAAGUUAAUGUUACAAUUAUAUGUAGAAACUAUGGAUAUUGUGUAAACAUAAAAAAAAACAACCGAUUUUGUGAUACCAAAACCGAAACCAAAUUUCAGUUCGAGAUGAGAUCAAACCGAAAGCUACUCGUAUUAUAUAUAGAAACCUAAAACAAACAACUCAAGGCGACCUGAUGAAGUUAAGGGGUCAUUGCAUAUAUGUACAUAUAUGUAUGACCCGUAUACAGUAUGUAUGUAGUUCUAUAUGUAUUUACCACUAUGUAAGCAUAACAUAGUUAUGUACUGUCCACACAAGUUAACUAAAACCACUCCACACAGAGAACUUAUAAACCAGAAAUACUAAGGGAAUACUGGGAAUCCAGGAAACUCAGAUCAAAGCAGGUUAAGAAUAGCCCCAAAAAGGUGGUGCAUACCUAAACCAAAGGAAUUAUAAUAAUAAGUGAUGUAACGCUUAUACAUCUCUGGCUUUUGGCGUUACACCUCUUAUAAUUAUAUGGCCUUUGACUAAACCACAAUUUGUUAAACUCUCGACAUGAGUUGAGAGUCACUUUCUAAACUCAGAGUGAUUGUAUUUAGGGAUAUUCACUAUAUUUAUGUAUGCAGUGAAUUUAUCUAGCCCAACUUCUUACAAUAAGGACUUGUAAAAGCAUCCUGCUUACUGGGGAACACCUCCAUGUUCCGAUCAAAGUCUUGCCCGGCUAUAAACGUUCCUCUAUUCUCCAUCUGAGUCGACUUUAAACUCUCGUCUUUAUAAUUGAUAUAGUUCUUGCUUCUUUUGUAGCGACGAAACGAAACUAGUAAAAUACAAAAACCAAUGGAAUAUCCACAUAGAGCAUAAGGCAUAAUUUUGGUAUAGAGAGUUUAUCCUAAAUAAGUACAUACGAAAUGUAGCAAGUUGGUUCUCAAGCUUGAGAAAAGCAUUAAAAAAAUUAAAGGCAACAAAAGUCGUAGUAGAUAUAAAACCAUGAAAACAUAAUGCCAUUCCUAAAAGUAGCUAUUCUAUAUCUCUUUUAUUAGUUUUGUUUUAUAAAGUCUAGAGAAUUUUGUUUUUAAUGAGAUAAACUUAUUUGAAAAUCCAUAAAAUUAGAUUUCUUUUUUGAUAUUGUUUAAAGUAAAUAUCAACCUGUUUAAACCGAACUUUCUUGGCUUGAAGAUAGUUUUCUUGAUCACAAUUUUAAUUUUCUACAAAUUAAGAACUCAAAGCUAAACACAUGUUUUUGAAGUUUCAAUAUUUUGUCAAAGAUAUACAAUAUUUACCCAGAGCUUAUAUAGUCAAAUGAAUAGUUAAAUCUUACAAAUUUCCCACAAUAGCUUAUGUUAGUUUCAAGUUUAUGUUUUUAAAGUUUCAGAUCGAUAUCUGAACUUUCGCCGAAGAUAUUCGCUAUUUGUCUAAAGCUAGUUUAAAAUUCUAUGCGACUGUAUUCUCUGAUUUCCGCCCUCUGACCAAAUCCUAUAAAAGAUAAAGAAUAUCGAGAACAACAAACAGCUCCCCAAUGAAGCCAAGCGUUGAGGGAAAUUAAAUUGAAAUGUAUUUUUAAAACCCACCAUUCAGAUGAUAAGCCAUCCCAGCAAAGCCCCAGAACCACGAACAACAAAAUUAAUAACUCAAAGAUUCAAAUGAAAAACAAUAGAAAGGUUAAACAUACAUAUAUACGAAAAUACAUGAUGUACAUAUGUAUGAAUGUUAAUUAUUAAGUGCAAAAGUCCAGGAAUAACAAAUACGAAUUGAGAUAAUGAACAAGGCGAGCAAAGGAAUUAUUUAUUGACAACAAAACUCUACAACAAAGGCAGAACAAAAACAAGAGACAAAACAAAAAAUAUAAAAAAAAUGCGGAGCAAAGCCAAAUGCAAUCUAUUUACAAAUGAAUAUAAAUAUAUAUACAUACACAAAUUCAUAUAUAGAAAUAUGUAAGGCGAGGCAUAGGCAGAUACUACCCAUGAAUUGAGAGAGAUAAGCUAAAGAUGUGCAUUAUAAUGACGUAUAAAUUACCAUAUAUGUAUGUACAUACCCCGAACAGAAGUCCUCUUCAAUUGCCAAUUGUUGCAAUUGUAUCUGUGUGUACAUACAUAAAUUAAAUAAAAAGUAAAAAAAAAAAACUGAAUUAAAGGCCAGUUAAAAAAUAUUUUUCGAUGUGUAAGCGCUGUUUGUUAGAGAAAGAUCGAUCGAGUAAAAACUAUGUACGUAGCCUACAUACACAGUUAAUCAUUUCAAAGUUCAUAGAUCCCAAAAACAAGGCGGUUUAUGAACAAAUAAAAACAGGAAAACAUUAAAAAAAAA